Podarcis muralis (Common wall lizard) is the source of this 2592-nucleotide messenger RNA. Lineage: Eukaryota; Metazoa; Chordata; Lepidosauria; Squamata; Lacertidae. The record is from RefSeq and is a predicted model, not a curated record.
AUGGUAAGAGAUCCACACAAUCCACUUCAUGAGUAUCAUCAGUUGAGAGGCAACAUAAUUGGUGGCAUCACUUCUCAGACCUUCAUAAUCUCCAACUCGCUAACCUUCACUGGAGCACCUCCACCCGUGUUGUUUGAAGAGCUCGCUGUAGUGCCUAAGUAUUACCAGCACAUCCUGGCUUUGGCAUUUGCUGUAAAGGAGAUAAAUGAAAACUCUCAGAUUUUACCCAAUACUUCCUUGGGCUUCCACAUUUACGACAGUUACUUCAAUGCAAAGAGUACCUAUCAUGCCACAAUGCAGCUUAUGUCUUCAAAAGAAAAAAUAGUUCCCAACUACAUAUGUGACGUUCAGAAUAAAUUAAUAGCAGUUGUUGGGGGACUGGAGCCUCUAAUUUCUCGUUAUAUUGCAACUGUCUUGGAUACCUACAAGAUUCCACAGCUCAUAUAUGGCCCUGCUCCAGUGAUGAAUGAUAAAACCACAGGCCUUUCCUUCUACCAAAUGUCUCCUAAAGAUGCUCUUCAGCAUGCAGGCAUUCUGACUUUGCUUCUCCAUUUCAAUUGGACAUGGAUUGGGAUCCUUACAUCCAAUGAUGAAUAUGGAGAAAGAUUUGUGCAGACAGUGUUUCCAGUAUUCUCCAGAAUGGGUAUUUGUUUUGCCUUCAUAGAAAGAAGCAGCAAAUUUACCAUUGUCACAGAAAUUAAUGACAUGCUACAUGAGCGAGCCAAAAUAUAUGAUAAAAUCAUUGACAGCAAAGCCAAUGUAGUGGUUGCUAAUGCAGAAUCUUAUCUCAUUGUUUUUUUGAGGUGGCUACCAUAUAUCUCAGAAAGAGAGUGCACAAUAAAUAAAGGAAAAGUGUGGAUAGUAACAGCUCAGAUAGAGCUCACUUCAAUGGUGUAUCAAAGAACGUGGGAUACAGAUAUAGUCCAUGGUGUUCUGUCCUUCUCUAUUCACUCCAGUGAUCUGCCAGGAUUCAAGACAUUUAUUGAAAGCAAAAGCCCUUCAUUCAAAACAGGAGAUGGCUUUAUCAGGGAUUUCUGGCAGCAGGCCUUUGGUUGUGUAUUCCAAAGUAUAGAUGGGGACAAGGUGGAUGGAGACAUAUGCACAGGAAAAGAGAAGUUGGAAAGCCUUCCUGGGACAUUUUUUGAAAUGAGCUUGACUGGCCACAGCUACAGCAUCUACAAUGCUGUUUAUGCUGUGGCACAUGCUUUACACUCCAUGUCUUCAUCUCGACUGAAUCACCACUCAUUGCCUCUACUAAGCUUCUUUUCCUUUUCAACUCAGCUCCAUCACUUUCUGAAAAUUGUCUCCUUUAACAACAGUGCUGGAGACAAGAUCUCUUUUGACCAGAAUGGGGAGUUAGUGACUGGAUUUGAUAUUAUAAACUGGAUUAUUUCCUCAAACCAAUCCUUUCAAAGAGUGAAAGUUGGGAGAAUGGAUCCCCAGGGUUCUCCGGACCAAGUGUUCACCAUCAACAAGGAUGCCAUCACAUGGCACAAUUGGUUUAACCAGGUCCAGCCUCUUUCUGUGUGUUCUGAGAGUUGCUAUCCUGGUUCCAGCAAGAAAGUGAAGGAGGGAAAACCAUUUUGUUGCUAUGAUUGCAUCCCAUGUCCAGAAGGAAAGUUUUCAAACCAGAAGGACAUGAAUGCCUGUUCUACAUGCACUGCAAAAACCUAUCCAAGCAAAACCAGGGAUUUCUGUAUUCCCAAAUUCAUUUCCUUUUUAUCAUAUAAAGAACCACUGGGCAUCAGUUUAGCCUUCUUUGCUCUUUUCUUUUGUCUGAUCACAGUCUUGGUGCUAGGAAUAUUUCUGAAGCACCACAACACUCCCAUUGUCAAGGCCAACAACCGGAACCUUGCCUAUACUCUCCUUAUCUCAAUCCUGCUCUGCUUCCUUUCUGCAUUGCUAUUCAUUGGACAGCCUAAGCAGGUGUUGUGUCUCCUCCGACAAACCACUUUUGGCAUGAUCUUCUCUGUGGCUGUUUCUUGUGUUUUGGCAAAAACCACUACUGUGGUUCUUGCUUUUAUGGCCACCAAACCAGGUUCCAGGAUGAGGAAGUGGGUGGGGAGAAGACUUGCCAGUGCCAUUGUUCUUUCCUGCUCUCUUAUUCAAGCAGGCAUUUGUACCGUAUGGUUGGUCACCUCUCCCCCAUUCCCAGAUGUUGACAUGCACUCAGUUACUGAAGAAAUUAUAUUAGAAUGCAAUGAGGGGUCCAUGACUAUGUUUUACUGUGUUUUAGGUUAUAUCAGUUUCCUGGCCAUAAUCAGCUUUGUUGUGGCGUUCUUUGCCAGGAAAUUGCCCAAUAGUUUCAAUGAAGCCAAAUUCAUUACUUUCAGCAUGUUGGUAUUUUGCAGUGUUUGGCUCUCCUUUAUUCCAUCCUACCUGAGUUCAAAGGGGAAAUAUAUGGUAGCUGUGGAAAUCUUUUCUAUCUUAGCCUCCAGUGCUGGGCUCCUAGCUUGCAUCUUUCUCCCCAAAUGUUAUAUCAUUGUGCUGAGACCUGAGCUGAACAACAGGGAACAUCUUCUACCAAAGACUUCAUCUGAUUUUACAUAUCCCUUUAUGUUGCUUACAUCUCUGCACCAUGAUAGCAUUUGA